This is a messenger RNA of Tribolium madens (black flour beetle), 2779 nucleotides long. RefSeq names its product serine/threonine-protein kinase PRP4 homolog (gene Prp4k). The coding region runs from base 131 to 2584 and encodes 817 amino acids. Gene Ontology annotation, molecular function: ATP binding; protein serine/threonine kinase activity. The record is from RefSeq and is a predicted model, not a curated record. Gene Ontology annotation, biological process: mRNA cis splicing, via spliceosome; peptidyl-threonine phosphorylation; peptidyl-serine phosphorylation. The transcript is spliced from 7 exons. NCBI's taxonomy places the organism in Eukaryota, Metazoa, Arthropoda, Insecta, Coleoptera, Tenebrionidae.
GUAAAUAAUCACCGACAUUAACGCUUCGACUCCAUCAACGUUGGCCUGGCGAUUCGAUAUUCAUAGGUUAUUUUUUGAAAUAAAUUUGACAUUUAAAACACUUUCCGAGUGAAUUCCCCAAGAAAACACAAUGGAAACAGAAGCCAAAGGUGAAGUAGCCCCCGUCGCCCACCCCCCCGACUCCAGCCCCCCAAAGAAAAAACACAAGAAGGAGCACAAACACAAACACAAAAAGCACGUAACGGAAAAACUCGAUAAGACAAAAAAGACCAAGAAACGCAAAAAGCACAAACACAAACAAAGGGACGUGUCAGAAGACAGGCUUUCGACAAAAAGCGACAAACAUGAUCGGUAUACCCCCGAAUUAUCACCAAAGUCACCAACUGCAGUAUGUAAAAAAAAUGUUAAUCAUAUUAUUAAUGGUAAAUCUUUGUCAGGGACACCAAAAAGCAAGGAAACGGUUAAAACUGACACAGAUGAGUUUGUGACUCAAAAUCUGACUCUCGAGGUGAUCUCGUCGGAGAGCGAGGACGGCGUCCCCGAGACAGAGUGCGACAGCGAUGCGAUUGACGUUAACGUCAUCGAGGCUGACAUGGACUUGGAGGAGUUGAUGAAACAGAAAGAGUUGCUCCAGGCCGAGAUUGCAAAGGCUGAAAUGGAGUCGAAAAAGAACGGAAAAGACCCGAAAAUCGUCGACGAGAUCAUCCUCCUCGACGAUUCGAGCAACGACGGCGAUGUGGCCCCAAAAAAGCCCAAAAGGUCGCUAAGUCGAGAACGCAGAGUCGUCAUUGAGAGAAAAGAGGAUUUGAGACGUCACAGAGAUGACAAAAGAUCACACGAGAGAUAUGAUAAGCGUGCGUAUCACCGGAAAACUCCCGAUCGCUCAAGGUCGUAUAUUUAUGACCGGGAUAGAGCGCGUCAUAUGAGAGACCAUAGAUCGAGAGAAAGACAUAGAUCACGGGAUAGGAGAUAUGAUAAUUAUCGGUCGGAUUAUCGGGAUUAUCACAGGAAUGAUGCAAGGAAGAUGAAGGAACGGCAUAGAGGGAGUAGGAGUGAAAAACAGGAUAAAUACAAGGAUUCGUUGAGUGAAGGACAGAAGCAUGGGGUUAGCAGCGAUAGUGAUAUUGAUGUCAAUAUCGAUCUGGUUGAUGAUGAAGAAGAUGAGCAGAAGAUUAUCGAAAAAAGGAGGAAGCAAAGGGAGGAGUUGUUGAAGCGAUUGGGUGGCGUCAGCGAGGACUCAAACACCAACACUUCGUUGCCGACAUCGCCGAAGGAGGAGAAAGAGAGUACAAACGACACUACAACUGAAACUGAAAAACCAGCUCAAGAAGAAAAAACACCAGAGAAGAAGGAAGAACCAGAACCGGAAGAAUCCCACACUCCACCUCUCCUACCCAACAUGAAGAUAAAACCAAUAAACGAAAAGGAGAAAGAAACUAAAACGAAAAAACCGAAUUGGGACAUGUUUGCAGACCAGGACAUUUUUAAAGAAGAUACAAAUUCGCCAAGUACCAUCAUUACGAAAGGUUCCGGAGCUGAAAAUCCAGCCUUAACUGAUAACUGGGACGACGCUGAAGGCUACUACAGGGUCAGAAUUGGGGAAAUUUUGGAUUCGAGAUAUAUGGUGUAUGGCUACACUGGUCAAGGUGUUUUCAGUAAUGUGGUUAGAGCUCGAGACCAAGCCAGAGCAAAUCUUGAUGUUGCAGUGAAAAUAAUCAGAAAUAAUGAAAUUAUGCAUAAAACCGGAUUAAAGGAAUUGGAAAUUUUGAAAAAAUUGAACGAUGCCGAUCCUGAAGACAAACUUCAUUGUUUGCGCUUGAUUCGGCACUUUUUCCAUAAACAGCAUUUAUGUAUGGUUUUUGAACCAUUAGCGAUGAAUUUACGCGAAGUCCUGAAAAAGUAUGGAAAAGACGUUGGCUUGCAUAUUAAAGCUGUGAGAAGUUACACACAACAGCUGUUGUUGGCCUUAAAGCUGUUGAAAAAGACUGGAAUUUUACAUGCAGAUAUCAAACCAGACAAUAUAUUAGUCAAUGAGAGCAAACUAGUGCUCAAACUAUGCGAUUUUGGUUCAGCAUCUUACAUAAACGAUAACGAAAUCACGCCAUAUUUAGUAUCUAGAUUUUAUAGAUCACCAGAAAUCAUUCUUGGGAUUCCAUACGAUUAUGGAAUUGACAUGUGGUCCGCCGCUUGUACCAUUUACGAGCUUUACACAGGAAGAAUUUUGUUUUCUGGGAAAUCCAACAACCAAAUGUUGAAAUUUUUUAUGGAUGUCAAAGGGAAAUUCCCGAAUAAAGUGAUCCGGAAAGGGGCAUUUAGGGAUCAACAUUUCGACAGCAACUGCAAUUUUCUCUACCAUGAAAUUGACAGAGUCACAGAACGGGAAAAAGUUGUGGUGAUGUCCGUUGUGAAAGUGACUCGGGACCUCCAAGCCGAGCUGGUGGCCGGGCAGGCUUUGCCCCCCGACCAGUUGCGAAAAGUGACUCAACUCAAAGACAUGUUAGAGAAGGCGUUGACCAUCGAUCCUGCCAAAAGGAUCAGCUUGAAUAACGCUCUGACUCAUCCGUUUAUUCAGGACAAGAUUUGAGGGUUGGUCUAGUGAGGUAAAAAAAGCAACAGGACAACCGCGAAUAAUUUUAAUUUUGUUAUAUUUCUUUGAGUUUUUUAAAAGUCUGUACACUAGACUUAUAUUUUAUUAAAAUUGUAGAUUAACAAUGUUGUAGACGGAAAUUCAUAUUGUGGAGUAAAUAAAAUAUUAAUAAAAGUUUGUGAUUUUUGUGCA